AUAGCUAUAGUUUAGUUAUAGUUAUAGAUAGAUUCAGUUUGCUUGUAUGUGAAUUGUGUACGUUUACUAAAAAUUACAACAUCAAAAAUAUUCUAUAUGACUAAAAUGUAUUAUAAUAUCAUUAAUAUCCCAUAAUUCAUUUUAACAUAAACAUGAAUUAUUAUGUGUUAAAAUAACAAUUGAUAAAAUCAAGUUAACAUGACAGUGAAAAGUGAGGUGGUGUCGAUCGAGCCGCCACCGGUGUGUCCAAAUGUGACGCAAGAGUUGGCACAGUAUCUGUGCCACCCGGAGAAGCUUUCCAUCUACAAUUAUGAGAAGGCUCAUCAGUUCUGGGACAGAGAUCCCAAACCGUCUUCGCUCAAGAACUUUUCCACCUGCAAGUUGGCAUCCACCUUGAAGGUUGAGAGAGACCUCAAGACUGGAAAGCUACUCGGCUUCAAAGAGACCCUCAUCAAUCCUUCUAUUUCUGAAGACAUCAUACCGAUUAAUUUUGACAUUGAUCUACUAAGCACGCCACCAGGUUUGAGUCAUGGCUAUAAUUUCGAUGAGGCCUCUUCAAAGUCGCACACUCCGUCCAAGAAUAUUGUCAACAUGAUGCAUAAUCUACAGAUGGAAGAUUCGCUCGCUCUGAUUGGAGGCAUCGACAGCGAUACUAAGCAGGAGCAGCCAGCUAACACUGUCAGCAAAGUUGACAUCAGCACUAAGGAACAGGACGAGAUUAUUCCAAUGGAAGCCAACGUUCCAGUUCUGAAGAUCACGGAAGCGCGGAGCCUGACAGCACUGAAGGAACUGCAGUGGGCCGAGGAGUUGGCCGUCAAACCUGUGCCUGACUUCUAUGAGCGGGUGCCCAAGAUGGCCUGCACCUGGGACUUCGAGCUCGACCCCUUUCAAAAAUUGGCUAUUGUUAAACUUGAAGAAGAAAGUAACGUAUUUGUGGCAGCUCAUACGUCGGCCGGAAAAACUGUGGUGGCCGAGUAUGCGAUUGCUCUGUCUCUCCAGCGAUGCACCAGGGCAAUAUACACGUCACCGAUCAAGGCGCUGUCAAAUCAGAAGUACAGAGACUUCAAGAACAAUUUCGAGAUAAAGAAGAAGAUGGGAGGCGUGGGACUGAUUACGGGCGACAUUCAAAUGAAUCCGAAAGCGCCAUGUUUGAUUAUGACCACCGAGAUUCUACGCUCGAUGCUCUACAACCGCAGUGAAGUCGUGCAGGACUUGGAGUAUGUCGUUUUCGACGAGGUGCAUUAUAUCAACGAUCCUGAUCGUGGUCAUGUCUGGGAAGAGGUGAUGAUGCUGCUACCGAACCACGUGAAGAUAAUAAUGUUGAGUGCUACGGUGCCGAACGCAAUCGAGUUCGCCAACUGGGUGGGCAAGAGCAAGAACAAGAAGGUCUACCUGAUCAGCACCAAUAAGCGACCUGUGCCACUGCACUUCUACCUCUACCCGGGCCUGCAAUCUCGGCGGCGCCAAGGCCAAGCGGGCAAGGCUCUACUGCAUCCGAGAGGCCGACGGCCAGUUCAACUACAAAGAGUGAGAAAAUUAGAUUUUGUUUGGGUGGGGAGUUCCUUGUGGGAAGGUCCCACCUCUCCUGAAAAUACAGGGUAUGAUGCCGCUAAAGCUGACGACUCGAAAAAAUCAGAUCAAAAGCAAAUGAUGAAGCAAAAUCAGUACCAGAAAAGAAUGAAUUUCCAGCAACUGGUUUCGAUGUGGAAGACGUUCAUAAUUCACCUGAAGAAUGAGGAUAAGUUGCCAGUGGUGAUAUUCGUGCUUUCAAGGGCCCGCUGUGACACGAUAUCCGAUUAUCUCAAGAGUCUCGACAUAGUCGGCGAUAAGGACAACGCUCAUUACAUUCAUCAGUUCUUCAAGAAAAGCAUAGAACAUCUCAAGGACGAAGACCGUAAUCUACCUCAGCGUCACAUGGCUUCACGAAAAAUAACUCCUAGGACUAUCGGCUUGAGGUAUGAUGCCGCUAAAGCUGACGACUCGAAAAAAUCAGAUCAAAAGCAAAUGAUGAAGCAAAAUCAGUACCAGAAAAGAAUGAACUUCCAGCAACUGGUUUCGAUGUGGAAGACGUUCAUAAUUCACCUGAAGAAUGAGGAUAAGUUGCCAGUGGUGAUAUUCGUGCUUUCAAGGGCCCGCUGUGACACGAUAUCCGAUUAUCUCAAGAGUCUCGACAUAGUCGGCGAUAAGGACAACGCUCAUUACAUUCAUCAGUUCUUCAAGAAAAGCAUAGAACAUCUCAAGGACGAAGACCGUAAUCUACCUCAGGUAGGCUCAUUUCAUAAAACUGUCGUGAGGUCUGUUUGUAUAUCAUGUGAUAAAGAGAACAGAGCAGACGACCAAAUACAUGCGGUGUCUAUACUUGCAUAUUUAGCGCUUACCAUAUGCUCAUUUUUUAUUCAUAUGGCCCAAUAUUGUUUUCAUUCCACCUACUCUAUUCUAUUGUUACAGAUACUGCUGGCGACAGAAACGUUUGCAAUGGGAGUGAACAUGCCGACGAAGACAGUGGUGUUCGAGACUAUUCGCAAGUUCGACGGCAAGGAGUCGCGCGACCUGAAUCCGGCCGAAUUCAUCCAGAUGGCGGGGCGGGCCGGCCGCAGGGGCAUCGACCAGACCGGCACUGUCAUCAUUCUCUGCAAGGAGUCCGUUCCCGCCCUCCAGAACCUCAAAAAUAUGAUGCUCUCCAAGCCGUCAAAAUUGGAAUCGCAGUUCAAAGUUACUUACGCCACGAUUUUGAAAACACUCUUGCGAACCGGUGAAGCCAGUAAUGCAGUCGAUAAAUUGAUGUCCAGUAGCUACAAACAGCAUUCUGAACAGUACAAGCAAGAUGAUGCAAAGGACGAGCAAUUGUUGGUAAACUCAAAAAUCGAAGAAUUGGAGAGAGAUUUGGUUGUAACUAGAGACGCUAACCUAUUCAGACUAGAGGGAGCAAUGAGAAAUUUCUAUGACUUUGCAAUAGAGUAUCUCAACCAGAGAAAGUUAUGUCAGGAGGAACUUGUGAAGGCCGCCAGAUGGAGAAAUCAUUGUCACGCCGGUCGCUAUGUUCUGCUAUCAACUGGCAAGUUCACGAAACGAUUGGGCAUUAUACUCGGCAUUGAACGCAGCAAGGCCACCUGCAAAGUCCUCAUAUUUGUCAAUCCAGACGAAUCGACGAAACAAUGCGGAUGCCAACCGAAACACUGUGACUGUGAACUGUGGUUUCAAAUCGUCAACAUUCUCAAGUACAAGGAAAGAUUCGUGCCUGACGACAAUGCAGUCUAUACUAUAGUCAAAAUCGAAAUGAAAGAAAUUCUGGAGAUUCUUGACCUAACGGAUAUGUACGAUGAACGCGAGUUCGAUAUCAUCAUGGAUACCGUCAACUUCUAUCAUUUCAAAAAACCACCGCAGUUACCGAGAAGUUUGAUUUCUGCUUUGCAAAAUCUGCACACAAAAUCGCUUUCGUUUCAAGUGAACAAUAUUAUUAAAUUUGCAAACAAGAUACCUGCAGCUGGCUUCAAAUUGGCCAAUCAGAAGCUCGACAAUCUGAAAAUGGAAUUUGGAAAAUUCAACGUGAACGAAUUUCUCAAGUAUGAGCGUCAGUUCCGCGUGAUAUUUCAACUGAAAACACUGCAGAACAAAAAAAUGCGAUUGGACAAAAUAGUGAAUGAGUACAGUAUGACCGGAUUAUUUGAAGCAAAGAAGCAAAUACUAAAGGAACUCAAGUAUUUGGAUAACUCUGAUAAUGUUGAACUGAAGGGGAAAGGCGCCAUCCGACUGCCAAGUAAUGAAAUAAUGGUCACCGAGCUAAUUUUCCGCAACGUCUUGUCCGAAUUCCAACCUCCCGAAAUAGCAGCUCUCCUCUCCAGUCUGGUCUUUCAAGCCAAGACAAACAUCGAAAUCGAAGACAUUAAAAAACAAAUUCCAGAUUCUCUGAAAAAGGGCAUGGAGAAACUGGAAAAAUUACAGUUGGAGCUUGCCAAGAAGGAAGAAUGUUAUCGGGAGGAGAUAGAAGAGGAUCAUAGAGAGUUUGUCGAGUUGAAUUUCGGCCUGAUUCACGUCGUUUACCAAUGGGCGUGCGACAAGCUGUUCUGCGAAACGAUUGAGAUGACUGACGUGCAGGAAGGAAUAGUAGUGCGCUGUAUUCAGCAGCUGAACGAAGUGCUCAACUCUGUCAAAGACGUGGCCCAGAAAGUCGGUGACAAUUCGCUCAAAAGCAAAAUGGAGGAAGCUUCCAACUCCAUCAAGCGAGACAUUGUAUUCGCUGCCAGCUUGUAUCUACAAUAAUAUCUCCACAUCAACACAACCUUACCUAACACCACUCAUUCUAUGCUGGGAAGUAUUCAUUUUUCGUUUCAAAUUCGUACUGUAUCAUAUAUUUUUAAAUGAUUUAUUCUUGAAGUAUAGUUUGUUGACAUUAUUAAAUUUUUAAUUCAUGUU
Messenger RNA from Nilaparvata lugens (brown planthopper), 4413 nucleotides. Its product is annotated as helicase SKI2W. Gene Ontology annotation, molecular function: RNA helicase activity; RNA binding; ATP binding. Gene Ontology annotation, biological process: nuclear-transcribed mRNA catabolic process, 3'-5' exonucleolytic nonsense-mediated decay. The transcript has 22 exons. The coding region runs from base 199 to 4260 and encodes 1353 amino acids. The record is from RefSeq and is a predicted model, not a curated record. Lineage: Eukaryota; Metazoa; Arthropoda; Insecta; Hemiptera; Delphacidae. Gene Ontology annotation, cellular component: Ski complex.